UGCGCUGCGUUGACGUGCGCGCGCUCGCAACUUGAUCUCUCGGCGGCGUGACCGUAAAGAGUCACGGCCGUGUCGUGAAAGGGGCUGCAACACGCAGGGCGCUGGUUGACGGCGGGGACUCCAUUUUGUUCGCCGCUUCUCUGCUCCAGACGUCGGUCGUGCGGUUCCGGAGAGCGGGCGAAAUGCGGCCCUUGGACAUCGUCGAGCUGGCAGAGCCGGAGGAAGUGGAGGUGCUGGAGCCCGAGGAGGACUUCGAGCAGUUCCUGCUGCCCGUCAUCCACGAGAUGCGCGAGGACAUCGCGGCGCUGAGCCGGCAGCGCGGCCGGGCGCCCCUGCGGAACCGCAGCAAGCUGUGGGAGAUGGACAAUAUGCUCAUCCAGAUCAAGACGCAGGUGGAGGCCUCGGAGGAGAGCGCGCUGAACCACCUGCAGAGCGCGGGCGACGGCGGCGAGGGCCGGGCGGCCAGGCGGGGCGAGCGGGCCGAGGAGAAGGCCCGGGAGGUGGCGAAGAUGGCCGAGAUGCUGGUGGAGCUGGUGCGGCGGAUAGAGCGGAGCGAGUCGUCGUGAGGAGCGGCGGCGGUUUACAGCCAAUGGAUUCGGGUCCACUGGUGGAGAUUGGCUGACACCCUGGAGAAGCUGAAACCGGAGAGCCUUUUGUUUUCUCUUUUUCCUCUGUCUACACUCUGUCCUCACUUACACUACGUUUCUGCUAUGGUCUGUGGUUGACGACCUCAACAUGAGUUCCGACUGUUCAAUGUUUUCGUUUCGGGAAGUUACUUUUAUUUGGGGAACGCGCUCACAUACGGGAAUUAGGGCCCAGAUUGUAAGCUCUUGCGGCAGUCACUCGUGUUCCUGGGUUUUGGUUGUUUCUGGAUUUUGAGAUGCUUUGCUCUUUCUUGUGUGACCUGAUAGCUCCCUGGGACUUUGGGUCCGUGUGUGACACGGGACUCGGAGUUGGAGUCUCCGCUCUGGAGGUGCUGGAGGAGCUGCACUGCUUCUGGAAGACAACUCUGCAGCAGCUGCCGGCGAAGCUGAAGAAGGGACCCGGCGUCAACUGGAGUGUGAACGGGCCGACCUGGCUAGGACUGAUGAGUCAGAGGGCUGGAGGGUGGCAUUGCCUGUGUGUUGGGACUCUAAUUUCUGUGUGAGACCAAAGGAGGAGAGACGUAUUUUGUUCAAACUUUAAAUGUUAUGUGGCACACUAUCUGACGUAACCUGUCUGGUCAGUCUGUUUGGACAACCUAAUUCAGUUUUAUUUGACCUGGAACCUAGGAUAGGAGAUGAGAUCUUAGUAUUUUCUACAAGUUGAUGCAAUACCCUGGUACAUUUCAGGGGAUUCUGGGCAUAAAGUGAAAGGUAUCUGCAAUGGCCCUUGAGGGGUUGGGGAAGGAGAGCAAGGACUGGCUGCAUUGGACCCAAAACUGGACAGAGGCUAGGCAUCUUCAAGGUUCAUGAGUUGUCCAGCUAUAAAUUCAUUUGAGUAGCAGACCUGACAAGUUUUUGAGGUCAAAACCCUACCAUGUGUAAAAAAAGAAAUUACCAUGUUAAUAAAAGUAUUCAUUUCGCUUGGAAAGACAAAAGACAUAAGAA
Molecule: messenger RNA, 1589 nt
Organism: Equus quagga
Lineage: Eukaryota; Metazoa; Chordata; Mammalia; Perissodactyla; Equidae
Gene: MRFAP1
Product: Morf4 family associated protein 1
Exons: 3
Coding region: 183-566 (127 amino acids)
Source: RefSeq, a predicted model, not a curated record